CUGAAAUUUGUAAAUUCGUUGUACAUUUUUGAUAUAUAAUUUAUUUCGUUGUGUAUUAUUUCCUCAAUUUUAAAUUUACAGCCUGCUUUUACCAUAUAUCAAAUUUUCUCAAAUUAUACAUAAUAUAUCCCUAAAUUUACCCUUUAAUCUAAGAUAUUUUUCAUUUAUUAUAGUCCAAAUUGGCUUUGUUUUAGUAUAGUAGACUUAAUGAUUACAACUCGUUUAUUGGUUGAUAUUGUAAUGAUUUAAUGCAUUCGGGAAACUGUGACUGUAAAGCUGAACAUGAGUUGGCAACUACAUUUGUGUGUUUGAGGGAGUGUUUGGACCUCCCAGCAAUAAGAGUCUUUAACAGUACCACAGAUCCGAAUCUGGGAGGAAUAGUUUUUAAGCGUUACGACGACCGUUUGAGUCCACCCGAGGUUGUAAGUGACUCAGUUGAAACUGAGUUACUGUUUACAGUACCGUUUUCACAACCCUGUGAUGUGCAUAAUUUCUUAGUAGUAAACGAGAGUGAAGCUGUGUUAGAGCUUAAAAUCUUUACUAAUAGGCCUGACUUCGACUUUAGCGACGUUGAGGCCACUGUUCCGACCCUAACUUUAUCCCUUCCUCCUGACUUUCACGGCUCAUUCAUCCAUAAUUUGAACUCAGUAAAGUUCAAAGGUGUUCAGGAUUUAGCUCUGUACUUUCUCUCAAAUAAAGGCCCGGUUAAACUCAGGUACAUUGGCCUUAGAGGAAGACCACUUCAGCCUGUAAAAGGAGUUGUAGAUGUAACUUACGAAGUGACACCAACUGCUGACUUCAACGAAUCGCUUUCUGAAAUUCAAAACUUCAAAAUCAUAGAAUAG
Theileria parva strain Muguga is the source of this 845-nucleotide messenger RNA. RefSeq names its product PITH domain protein. Lineage: Eukaryota; Apicomplexa; Aconoidasida; Piroplasmida; Theileriidae. The record is from RefSeq and is a predicted model, not a curated record. Bases 249 to 845 code for a protein of 198 amino acids. The transcript has 2 exons.